AUGCCUAACUGGCCUGGGAACUUUCGUUGGCAUGAUGAUCAAUAUAACUACAAAAGGUGUAUUAUUUGUGGUGGCGGCUUUACAAGGAUACGCUUAGAGCCAGUGUGGACAGACCUAUUCCGAGCAGUAUACCGCUGCGAUGAUAUCGUUAUCCUGACAGGCGUUGGGUGUACAAAGGCAGAUGAGCAUGAUGAAUACGAAGCCCCCAACGACCCAGCUGCACGAUGGCAGAAUAUGGGAGAGGAUUACAUCGCCCUUGCUAAGAAGCCCAAUAGUCUCAAAUAUGUUUUUCUCUUCCAUGAGGUGUGCUGGGAUACCAUCGCGGGUCAUUUUACCCCGGAUGAGCUUGAUCUUGAUGAGCUGUAUGAGGCAUUGCAGUAUAUGCCCUUAUUGCCAGGUUAG
Aspergillus wentii DTO 134E9 is the source of this 402-nucleotide messenger RNA. RefSeq lists its product as uncharacterized. The transcript is spliced from 2 exons. The record is from RefSeq and is a predicted model, not a curated record. The coding region runs from base 1 to 402 and encodes 133 amino acids. NCBI's taxonomy places the organism in Eukaryota, Fungi, Ascomycota, Eurotiomycetes, Eurotiales, Aspergillaceae.